Messenger RNA from Closterium sp. NIES-67, 7016 nucleotides. NCBI's taxonomy places the organism in Eukaryota, Viridiplantae, Streptophyta, Zygnematophyceae, Desmidiales, Closteriaceae. The record is from the annotation of a GenBank genome assembly.
ACCUCACAAGCUUAUCAAGUUUCCAACACAUACGUCUAGAGGCCAGUCCAGAGAGAAGGCUGGUUUUAGGACCACCUCAUGUCUUUAGACGGUUCUCGAAGCCUGCGACAAGGCUCUGCUUCGGCGCUGCGACUCUAGGUGCGAUGCCUGAGCGAUUGCAGCUUCGCGCUGCCGUGCCUCCAGCUCGGACAUUCGGCCUCGAUAUUGCUCGCAAAGAAAACGGCCUGUAAUUUAUUCCGUCAGUCUAGCGCACGACCCCGCCAGUAAAACAUCCCGCGACGUCCCCCUAGGCGUGUACCCCGCUCAUCGCCGUUUCCCCGCUGCCUGUCAAGCAACGACCCGCCAUGGCCGUUAGCUGCUUCGGGCCCAUCUUCCGAGGCAGCGGUCGGCAUCCGUUUCUGCCGGCCGUUCCAUUCGACGAUGUAGACGUUGACGAGAACGUCAGCAGCACCAAUAAAGCCCGCAGCUGCGACAACAAUAAGGGCCAACCCGCGCCGGCGCCUGCAGGCCCAGCAGGGGGAGAGGGGGGAGAUGGAAGGGCGGAAGGAACAACAGAACCUUCCGCGCUUCCGCCUCCCCCGCCCCCCCCUCCUCCUCCUCCCCCACCAUUUGCCCCCCCUCCCCCUCCCCUUCCGCCACGGGGCCCACCUCCUCCCCCUCCGCCACCCCCUCCCGGUCCUUACUCCUCAAGCGCGCUGGCCACUCCGCGCUCGUCGUUCCGCCGCGCGCGGUCGAUCAAGGAGCGGAGGGAGGCGGUGGCUUUAAAGGUUUUCCACUGGACGAAGCUGCACGACACCAAGGGGACCAUUUGGGAGGAGCUCUCGAGAGACGCCGAUCUCUUUUCCCGCAUGCAGCUCGACGGGCUCAAGCUAGAGGCCCUGCAGGUGCUCUUUAAAGCCAAGGAGUCUAAGGUUAAGAUAGGCCCCGGGGGGGUGGCGGCUGGCGGGAGAUACGGGCCCGGUGGGGCGUUUGGGGGGGGAAGGGGUGGCGGAGAAUUGGGGGGUGCCGCGGGAGGGGGAGAUGGCGGGGAGGUGCUUGGGGGGGACGGCGAGGGGGGGAAGGGGAGCGGUGUGGUGAAGGUUGUGACUCUAACGAGGGCGAACAACGUGGCUAUAACGCUGGCGCAGUUCCGCAUGGCGCACGGGGCGAUCAGGGACGCCAUCCUGCUGGGCAACGCGGGGGGCGCGCUGUCGCUGGAUCAACUGGCGCUCAUCGCUCAGGUGGUGCCAACGGACGACGAGGCGCAGCAGCUGCUGGCGUACGCGGAGCGGCGCCCCCUGGAGUCGCUGUCGUCCCCGGAGCAGUUCCUGCACGCGCUCGCCACCAUCCCGCGCCUCAGAGACAAGCUCGACGCGUGGGUGUUCAUGCUGCGGUGCAGUGACAUGGUGGCGGACACGCAACGGCUUAUCGACACCUUCCAACGCGCAUGCCAGCAGGUGCGGGAGUGCAAGCCUCUGAGGGCGGCCAUGGCAGCAGCGCUGCAAGCAGGCAACGAGCUCAACUACGGCAGCACCAAAGCCGGCGCCCUGGGGUUCAGCAUAGAGACUCUACCGAAGCUGGCAGACCACCGCGUCACUCUCUCAGCGCCACCAGCUCCAUCACCCCACCCUGCCGCCAACCCUGCUUCUGAAUUCCGCACCUCCCCUCUUCUUCCUCCUCCUGCUGCUGCUGCUGCUGCUGCUGCUGCUGCCCCAGGGCUUCCCCCUCCCCAUCAUGCUCCCUCCUCCUCCCGGUGUUCGUCUCUCCCGCCCGCGCCUGGGGGCUUGUCGGCUGUGGGCAGUGCAAGCAGUGCGGCUGCUGCUGCUGGCUCUUCUGCUCUGCUGCCUGGGUCCAGAAGCACAGGGGCUCGCAUUCCUGUGGGCGGCGGCGGUGGUGCUGGUGCUGGUGCUGGUGCUGGUGCUGGUGCUGGUGGUAGUAGUAGCGGCAGCACCAGAGCCAGCAUGAGCACCGGCACUGCUGGCAGCAGCGUAGGGGGCAGGCUAGAGGGGCGGCAGGUUAAGCGAGCCAUGCUGCAAGCAACCAGCCUGUUAGACGUGGUAGCUGUGCUAGUUAUGUCAGGCGGAGCGGUGCAGAGCGAUACUGAGAUGACCAAGGCGUUGGACGCUGUGGCUGCUGCGGCCAAGGUGCCUCUGGAGGAGAUUCAGAGGAGUCUGGGGGGGGUGGAUGAAGGCAUAGCCACUGUGGAACGCGAGCUGGCGUUCGUGAUCAGUGAAGAAGAGGCGAUAGAGGCCGCUAGAGCCGCGGCUGAAGCGGCGGCUUUGGAGCGGGGAGAGGGGAGUGAGGAGGGCGAGGAGGAGGGCGAGGAGGAGGGGGAGGAGGCCGGGGAGGGGGGAGAGGAGGAGGGUAGUAGCGCGGGUGAGGGUGGAGAGGGGAGCGUUGACUCGGAAGGUAGGAGAGGGGAGGGGGGAGGUGCAGGGGAGCAGAACGGGUUGGGAGAGGAAGAGGAGGGAGCGCUGCUGCUGGCGGGUGCGAGCAGGAGGAGUGAGGGGGAGGAGGCAGAGACUCCAGGCAGUGGCAGCUGCGCCCUCACCUGCUGGGCUCCGUUGCAAGGAUCGAGAGCCGGCCGGGGCAAAGGGGGAGGGAUAGAGGGGGGGGAAGGGGAGUGGGAGGAGUGGGGUAAGAUGGAAAAGCCUGUGGCGCGAGGCAAGGAGGCGGAAGGGGGGAAGAGGUCAGGAGGCGGGAAGGGGGGGAAGAAGAGCGGGAAAAGACGGAAUGGAAGGCAGGGAGGGGAAGGAGGUGGUGGGAGAGAGGAGGAGGGGGGUGGGAAAAGGGGUGUUUUGAGAGAGGAGGGCGGGGAGACAGCAAGCAGGGCUGUAGAUGGGGACGCAGUGACAAUCUCCUCUGCCGCAUCCCCUGCUGCUGUCGCUACCGCCACUGGCCCUUCUCCUGUCGCCACUUCUACCGCUGCCGCUCCCGCUGCUGCGAUGUCAGUCCCUGCCCAUGCCUCUGCUGCUGCAUCCACCACUGGUGCGUGCAUUGCCUCUACGCCCACUGGUGGCCUCGGGGCGUCGUUUUCAGAAGGCAUCAGAGCAGGCGUCAAGCUGAGGAGCGUUCCCCCCACGCCCAGGGGAACCGGGCCAGGGGGGAGGAGGUCUGUUCCCCCCACGCCUAGAGGAGGCGGGGCAGGGGGGAAGAGGAGUGUUCCUGCCACGCCUCGCACUCCAGCCGCGGGACAUGCAGGGAGGGGCAAGGGGUCCGUUCCUGCCACUCCUCGCACCGGGAAUGCCACGCUCCCACCCCGCCCAACACCGGCUGCUGUUGCUGCUGCUGCUGUUGGGGCUUCAGCUGCUCCUGUUGGUGCUACGACUGCGGCUCCUCCUGCUGCUGCUUCUUCGUUUUCUGCGUUAACAACGGGGUGGCCACUCGGUGCAGGAGCAUCAGUAGGAGCGGUGCCAGUGGCGUUGGGAGGAAGAGGGGUUGAAGCACCACCUGCUGCAGCAGCAGCGCCUAUGGAACGGCCAACAGCAGCAGGCGCAAGAGCACCACGUCCACCACCACCAUCAUCAUCAUCAUCAUCAUCGUCAGCAGCAGCAGCAGCAGCAGCACCACCAGUACCACCACCAGUGCUCCGGGCUUCCAGCAUGGGUGCAGGGGUAGCAGCAAGCGGGGAAGAGCACGGCCAGGCCCCGGUUAGGCGAGUCACUUCCUUAGGCUCCGCGCUCUCCUCUCAAGGGGGCCCUGCAGGGGGGGGCAGGGGGGAGGACGGCAGAGGCAGAGGCGGAAGGGGGGCGGGCGCAGGGGGAAGGGGGAAGGGCGGAGUGAGUGAUUACACGUGGGUGACGAGAUUUGGGGCGAGGAAGGGCAUUGCUAUGGCAGUGGUUAAGAGGACGGUGCCCGUGUCAGGGGUUGCUAGUGAUGAUGGUGCUGCUCGUGCUGGUGCUGGGAAGGGGAGGGGGACUGGAGGGGGAGGGGUAACCGGGGGGGGUGGAGGUAGGGGAGGUGGGGGUAAGAGGGCGGAAGGAGACGGGGGGAAGGGUGGAGGAGGGGGGGAGGGUGGUGGUGCAGGGCGGAGGAUGUCGCUAGGGGAGAUGGUAGCAGCGAGAAUGCACAGGAGGGCGAUGAGUGACAUGGGCAGCUGGUCUAGCCGGGACAGGCAUGUAGCUGCGGCUGCUGAUGGUGAUGAUUGUGAUGAUGGUGAUGACGAUGCUAGGGAUGGUGGUGAUGCUAAUGGUGGUGAUGGUGUUGGUGAGAAUCUCGGGACUGCUGGAGGGAGAAUGGGUGAUGGGGAGGAUGAGGUGGAUGAGGAGGGAGAGGAGGACGAGGACGUGAUUGCAUCCGCCUUUGUACGGCAGGAGCGUCUGCCAAGCCGAGGGCGACUGGCCUCGCCGGCACUUCCCGCCCAACCCCCCUCCACUUGCUCGUCCUCUUAUGGCACCCACCCCCCGGACGUAUUCAGGUGCAGGGAUAGCGGGGACGAGAGUAGCAGUGACGGGGACAGUGACAACGAUGGGGAUGCUGAUGCUCAUGGCAAUGGUGGUCAUGGUGGUGCUGGUUUGCACGAGCAGAGAGCUGGCCCAAAGGGAGUUCCACAGGGCGAUUCGCGCAAGUGCAUGGCGUUCAAGAGGAGUCCUCUGAACGGAGCGAUAGCCGCAACUCCCCGCACCAAGCAGGUGUGGGCCGAGCAGGACGGCAGCACUGGCAGCACCAGCAGCAACCUCCUCCUCACUCCCCACUCCCACAUCCACCCUCUCAACGCCCUGGCUCCACACUCCCACACCCACGCCCCCACCAUCGCUGCUGCUGCUGUGGCAGCGGGGGCGGCAGUGGCAGUAGAGCGGGAGGAGGAGGAGAAGGAGCAGGGGAGGGUGUAUGACGAGGUGGCAGCAUGGCAGCAGUGGCGCAAGAGCAGGGGAGACGAGUCUGGGGAGGAGGGUGACGUCAGUGGCAACAUCGGGAUUGGUGCCUACCAUUUCCUUAAAGCCCAGUCCAUCCCUGGCUCAAUUGCACCUGCACCAGGGUUUGUCAACAGUCAGUCAGCACUUGUGGGGGGGUCCGUGAGUGGAGUACCAUUGGUGCAUGGCAAGGGCUCCGUCUCUGGGGGGCUGUCCAGCUACCCUGCUUCAGCUGCAGCGGUUUCUGUUGCAGGUUCCGACCAAGAAAGGGGGGCUGGGUCGCUCUAUAGAGGGUACAGCGGGGGGGAGAUGAGCGACGCAGCAGCGGCUGUAGAGAGGAGCAUGAGAAGGGAAGCAGCAGCGGCACUUGCAGCAGCAGCAGUGGCGGCCGCAACAGGGGCGAGAGGAGGCGGGUUUGGGCUUGGGGGGCGACCCCGCCCGUCCCCUCGCUUCUCCGCUCGGAGCAGCAAGCUUGCUUCGCGGACAGGGGAGAGAGAGAAGGGGGCAGGGAGGAGGAAGAAGGCAGAGGCCGGUGAUGAGUCGGAGGAUGCGUUUGGGUUUGAGGACUCGCAGCGUAGGAUGUACGUGGACGGGAGGAUGAUGCAGUUGGGUACGAGCUGUGACGUAUCAUCAGGUGGACAGUUGGGCAUGAGCCUCCAUGGAUCGAAUGGGAGGUAUGCCUCUGGUGCGCUGGGGGGUUUAUCGAGCACAGUGGGCGGGUCUCGAGUGUCAGCUGUGCGGGUGGCGUAUGGGUGUCACGGCGGGCCAGUGGCGGAGCUGGCACGCAGAGAGGCGCUAGAGAGCUUUCCCAGGUGCCAGAGCGAGCCGGGUAAGGUGUGCACGGAGGAGGGGAAGGAGGCUGAGGGGCAGGGGGAGGGGGGCCAAGGGGAGCAUGGGGAGGAGGGCGGAGAAGGGCAGGUGAAAUACGGGGAGGGGAGGAAGAGGGAGGAGGACUAUUUUGCGUUUGAGGGGGAGAGGGUGCGUGGCGGGGGCGGAUGGGGUGUUGGAGGUGGUGAGACGAGUGAGGGCAGAGAGGGAUGCGAUGGGGAGGGGUUUGGAAGUGGUGGCAGUGGCACUACGACCGCCAGCAGCAGCAGCUGUUUCAAUGGUAGCAGCAUCAGCACGAGCAGCGGCAGCAUCCCCACCAGUCGUGCCAGCAACUACAGUCCAGCAGCACACAUGGAAACACCUUCAGUUGCGUCUCCCCUCCCGGGUGUGUCUCCAUACCCUGGUGUGUCUCCUCGCCCCGGUGUGUCUCUGGAAGGGGAUGAGGAAGCGCGGAGAGGGGCAAAGCUAGCGAUCCGAGGCGUGUAUGUGAAGGACGUGGUUAACAAGUGGGAAGGGGGGGGGGGGCGGAUAGACGAGAGCGACUGGGAGACCGGGGAGGUGGAGGAGGCGGAGAGGGAGAGGGAGAAGCAGAGGCGGACCAUGAAUGCGGGUGAUGCUGACAGCUUGGGCCGCUCCUUAGAAGGCGUUGGGCGGUGUGGGAGUGGAAGCAGUGCAAGAGUGGAAGGCGAUCCGUGGGGGAGGAGGGGGCAGGGCGAAGUUGCGUGCCUGCAUAGUGCUGCUGCUGGGAAUGAGGCUGGUGGGGAUGCCCAUGGGAAUGGCAGGGCUGGUGGUGAUGUUAAUGGCGGUGAUACUAUCCGUGGUGAUGCUGAUGAGGCUGGAGCUAAUGUUGGUGGGCAUGAUGAUGAUGAUGAUGAUGAUGAUGAUGAUGAGAAUGGUGAUAAUGGUGAUGAUGGUGAUGAUGGUAGUGCAUGGCAGUGGGAGGUGCCUCUAUCUGACCGUCUAACACAAUUUCUUGACAAGGCGAGGGAGGAGAGGGAAAGGUUGGCACAGCAUUUGGAGGAGAGCAAGCAGCAGUUUCAGCACCUCGCAACGUUUCUGGGGGAGCCCCACACAUCUAAACCCCAGGCAAGUUUUGGGGCGCUCUGGCAGUUUGCAGUCGCGUUCGACAAGAGCCAACGGGCUGUUGGCCUUCUUUAGCUGCGUGUCCACCUGCUGCUGUUGCACUGCUUCUGCUUCGCCCGCUCUGUGUAUGAUUCCUUGAUGCAUGCUAACUUAACGUUUGAGCCUCGGGUGCUUCUUUCUAUUGAUGCCCUCUCUUCAUGUACAGUGAUGUACCGUAUGCCUGUUCCCUGAAUCUUUGGCACGACCUGACACCAAUCCAUCAUCUAUUCCACG